This is a messenger RNA of Phycodurus eques (leafy seadragon), 3805 nucleotides long. RefSeq names its product gamma-aminobutyric acid type A receptor subunit alpha6b (gene gabra6b). The record is from RefSeq and is a predicted model, not a curated record. NCBI's taxonomy places the organism in Eukaryota, Metazoa, Chordata, Actinopteri, Syngnathiformes, Syngnathidae. Gene Ontology annotation, molecular function: GABA-A receptor activity; GABA-gated chloride ion channel activity; benzodiazepine receptor activity. Gene Ontology annotation, cellular component: dendrite membrane; postsynapse; GABA-A receptor complex. The transcript has 9 exons. The coding region runs from base 192 to 1388 and encodes 398 amino acids. Gene Ontology annotation, biological process: monoatomic ion transmembrane transport; nervous system process; signal transduction.
GGCUGUGAGGCGUGCGCACUGGAGAGGAAGUCAAGUCGUGCUGGACCGGACUGACGCGCCAAAUCCACGCAACUCAACAGGAGCUGCUUUUUAAAAAAAUAAUAAAUCAUGUCCACGCAUGAUGAUGGCAUGUGCUCUUUUGCGUAGCUGACCUCGGAUUUCUAUACUUGUAUUUCUUAAUAGUACAAGGCAUGGCUUUCCUUUGGACGUGCUUCUUUCUGUGUUGUUACAGCGUCUGCAGUGUGCGGGGGACUCAGCACAGUGAGAGCAGUAUCUAUUUGGAUAACAUCACGCGCAUACUGGAUAGAUUACUGGACGGCUAUGACAACAGGCUGCGACCUGGAUUUGGAGGUCCAGUGACAGAAGUCAAAACGGACAUCUUUGUCACCAGCUUUGGACCAGUUUCAGAUGUUGAGAUGGAAUACACCAUGGACGUGUUCUUCCGCCAAACAUGGAUAGACGAGCGCUUGAAAUUCGAGGGCCCCAUCGAGAUCCUGCGGCUCAACAACCUCAUGGUCAGCAAGAUCUGGACACCAGACACGUUUUUCCGAAACGGCAAGAGGUCGAUCUCUCACAACAUGACCACCCCCAACAAGCUGUUUCGCAUCAUGCAGAACGGAACCAUCCUCUACACCAUGAGAUUAACUAUAAAUGCUGAGUGCCCCAUGCGCCUGAUGAACUUCCCGAUGGAUGGACAUGCAUGCCCACUCAAGUUUGGGAGCUAUGCUUACCCUGUCAGUGAGAUCAUGUACACGUGGAAGAAAGGUCCUCUGUCUUCUGUUGAGGUGCCACAGGAGUCAUCUAGUCUCUUGCAGUACGACCUCAUCGGUCAGAGAGUGUCAAGUGAAAGGCUAAAGUCCAAUACAGGGGAAUACGUCAUCAUGACUGUCCACUUCCAUCUGCAAAGAAAAAUGGGCUUUUUCCUGAUCCAGACAUACAUUCCCUGUAUCAUGACGGUGAUCUUGGCUCAAGUCUCCUUCUGGAUUAACAAGGAAUCAGUUCCAGCACGGACAGUAUUUGGUAUCACCACUGUGCUUACCAUGACCACGCUGAGCAUCAGUGCCCGCCACUCCCUCCCCAAAGUCUCCUAUGCAACAGCCAUGGAUUGGUUCAUCGCCGUUUGCUUUGCCUUCGUCUUCUCCGCCCUCAUCGAGUUUGCGGCUGUCAACUACUUUUCCACGCUGCAAGCCAACCGGGAGCUACGCAAGGCGGCGGCCAUGAAGGCAGCGGCUCAAGAGGCCCCAGCUGCAGCUGCCACCCCAGCUGCUGGUGCAGGAAAUGAUGGAGAGGUCUCCUCGGGACACCGUCUGAACCCGGAUAACGUGGACAUCACACAGAUGCAACUGCAGAGACACACAUAUCAUGUAUACAAGAGUGUGGCCCAAUGAUAGCACUGGUCUCAUCAACCGUUCAUUGUGUGUGUGUGUGUGUGAUGCAUGGUGAGAAAGUCUCUAAUGAUGCAUCAUUGCAUUGUACGUCUUUUUAGGUUUGCUUUAAUAAAAAAAAAAAAAGUGUCUUUAGAGUAGAUGCUAUUGCCAACUUGAGCCCAGUGUGCAAUAGCUUCAUCUAUUGUAUGUCUCCUUGGGAUAUUAAAAACUCCUUUAUCCAAAUCAGUUAGGGACUAUGGAUUGAUGUUCACUGGUAGCAAGGCUGGGGAGCAGCAGGCUCUGCUUAACUUUUGUCAUGCAUGUCCAGACUCUGAAAUUCUGCAUGUGUUUGUAAAUCAUACAUACACCUCCCUUUGUCAUUUAUUUAUUUAUUUUAUUUUUAGAUGGAAUGAGUGUACACCACUCGAUGGACAGACUUAUCCUCUUCAAUUAUCACUUCACACUCAAUCGCAUCAUUUCCCCGUGCGGGUAAAGAGGACUUGAGGAAACAUCUUCAAAAUAAAACAUUUUCAAGUGGCGUGCUACCACGGAUACUUUGUACAAAUGGGAAACGGCAGUAUUCCAUCCACCUGGUAGCUCUUUUUUCGGGGAGGACACUGACCAUUUUUGGAUUUUAACUACAACAAGGUAAAGCUACAAAUAGGUAUCCAAUGGGAAAUUACUGCUGGGUGUUAAGUUAUUUAACUGUAACUAAUGCAAAUUAAUACUUAUUUUAUUUUAAAAAACCUGCUGGUGGUCAAAUUUAAAGGUGGACAAGAUAUUCAUCAGUUUCAGAAGGGUCGAAAGGAAAUAACAACAGUCAAGAAGAAAGUUAAAGUCUUAAACACGACUUCCCAAACAGAGUUGCAUUUGGUGGCUGCGGAAACACAGGAUGAGGCCAAAAGUGUUUCCAGAAUUGCUCUUUUUAACUUUAUUCAUAAUAUACCGGAUAAAGGUACAUUCAUGCAUUUUCUAUUCCGCUUGUCUUUAUCAGAGCCACGGGUGAGCUGGAGCAUACCCCACCUGUCUUCAGGCAAGAGGUGGGAUAUACCCUGGCCUGGUUGCCAGUCAAUCAUAGUAGUUACAUUAGCAAACAUUUCUUACAAUAAAAUAAAAAAGCUUGGAUAAAUGUGUUGGUUAAUGUAUAAAAUAAUGUCUUGUGAUUGACCAGUCCAAUGAUUAGUAUGCCUUUCAACUGAUGUCUGCUGGGAUAGGAUCCAACUCCCUGCAACCCUGAACAGAAUACGGGUUAAAUAAAAUGGAUGGAUGGAUGUAUACAAUACAUUGUUUGCCUUAUAUGUCUCAAAAUAAGAUGUUGCUUUAUUUCUAUUAAAUGUUUUCUAUGGGUGUGGCAAAAGGCUAGCAUUCAUUAGUCAUUUGUGUAGUACAUUCUUAAAACCUUAGAAAAGGUGGUGAAUCACUAGUUUCUAGGUAGAAAUGUAGUCAUGAUUAUAAUAGUAACAAUUGUGACUGGAGGUCGCUAAAAUCAGUGAAUGAAUCAAAUUGGUCUUCUUAUUACUACAAAAACUGAGGGAUAAGUAGUUUUGAAAUCAGAAGUCAAGGAUAGUAGUUUGUUUUGCUAUUGUUCAAGUUACUGUAAAAAGGGGUUUGACAACAAAAAAUGCUUGCAUACAUAUGACAAUUUGAAAUUUUGGAAUAGAUUUGAGCAACAAUCAUGGAAGUUGACACAUAUGAUUAGUUUUCACGGGUCUACAUAAAAUUUUGUGGUGGUCCAGAUCUGGCCCCCGGGCCUUGAGUUUGACACCUGUGCUGUAGGGGCAGUGUUUUGAACUUUUGAAGCCUUCAGUUGAUUUUGUUUUGGUUGUGAGAAAUUAUGGUCCCAAAAACGUAGACUACCUUAAUAUACUGAAUGAGCAAGUUAUUCCAUCUGUGUGUUUAUUUCUCCCUGACGAUGCAUGCAUUGAACCCAAAUGUAGAAAAUUUGAGGUUGUGCUUUCCAAACUGUCUCACAACAACUAUGGAUGGUAAUAAAUGUAACAUUGCACACAAUGAUCAAUACAAUGCCACGGUCAAUGCAUGCAGUGAUUUUUGGGGGGCUGGAAGUGUAUGAUAAUAAAGACUUCUAUUUAAUAUGUCAGAAACUAAAUGGAAAAAAAGGACAGAAAGCACAUUACUGUUCACACGCUAAGGCUUCGUUGUACCUAAGCAACAGCGUAUGUACACUUGAGAAAAUGAUGAUUGUCAUUCCUCUUGAAAAAUGUAUCCAAUUAUCACGCUUUUUUUCAUGAAAUAAAGAGUGUUCGCCAGUACUUAAUUAAGAAGACAGCUUCUGGUUUAUUGUUCUCAUUUAACGACGGGCAAAAAAUAGAAACCUCAACCCAGAAUCAUCAAUUAUCCAGGAUGCCAAAACACGUUUGUUAGUAAUCCACUUGUGUGGAUUAUGCAUAGUUUACAGCUAAGCGGUAACAUGUUGUGUU